Chondrus crispus (carragheen) is the source of this 1500-nucleotide messenger RNA. RefSeq lists its product as hypothetical. Gene Ontology annotation, molecular function: transmembrane transporter activity. The transcript has a single exon. NCBI's taxonomy places the organism in Eukaryota, Rhodophyta, Florideophyceae, Gigartinales, Gigartinaceae. Gene Ontology annotation, biological process: transmembrane transport. Bases 1 to 1500 code for a protein of 499 amino acids. The record is from RefSeq and is a predicted model, not a curated record.
AUGUCCGACACGGCUGCGGGCUGGGCAUACGGCGCCUAUGGUGUGAUGAGCACGUUUUUCGGCCUGAUGUGCGGCUGGUUUAUUGACUACAUGGGCGUCAGGGCGAGCUUGCUUGUGGGCGCGCUCGUCGGCGCCUUUUCCAGGUUUGUUAUGGCGCUUGCCGUGUCGAAGGGCACAGCACUGUUUAUGCUGUAUACGUUACUGCCGUUUGCAGAGUGCUUGGGCAUUCCCAUUAUGACCAUUGGCAUUAAGAGAUAUACCAAUGCACGGAAUCGCACCUUUGCGUUUUCGCUCUUCUAUUCCAUGAUGAACGUGGCCGCCCUGUGCGCGGGGCCUCUGGUGGACUUGUCGCGCUCGACGUUUGGAGAUGGCUUUACCGUUCACAUUGACCCGCUCGGCCUUGACGUCAGGUUUACGGGGUUGCGUCUGAUUAUUUUGACGAGCUCCGUUGCUACGGCCGCCAUGUGCAUCAUCGUUGCUAUCGGCAUCAGGGAAAUUCAGGUCGAUGAGUCUGGCAGCAUACGAGAGUUCAUUCCCAACAGGGAGAGUCCCAUGCAACAAACGAUGACUGUUCUUCGGGAGCCGGCAUUCUGGCGCCUCACAGUGUUCACCCUAUUGCUAGUUGGCGUUCGUCUUGUUUUCCGACACAUUGAUGCCACCAUGCCGAAGUACAUGGUUCGCCAGUUUGGUCCGUCGGCCCCUUUCGGCCUCAUUUAUGCAAUCAACCCCUUCCUCAUCAUCUUUCUCGUUCCCAUAGUUGGCCUCGUGGCAAGGAAAAUAGACUCGUUCUCUAUGAUACUCGCAGGCAGUUUUGUCUCAGCUGUCAGUCCGUUUUGGCUAUGCUUCAAGCAAACAUACUUCAGCAUGGUUCUGUUUAUGGUCACCUUAAGUAUCGGGGAAGCCGUGUAUUCACCAAGAGUGUACGAUUACACAAUGGCAGUGAGCGCCGAAGGUGCAGAAGGCUUAUACUCAAGCUUGUCUUCGGCCCCGUUAUUUUCCGUCAAGUUGGUUGUCGGUGGAAUGUCAGGUUGGUUGCUCACCUCCUUCAUGCCCGCUGACGGUCCCCAUCACGGCAACAUUCUCUGGGGCAUAAUCGGCCUUACCAGUUUGACAUCCCCGAUUUUGAUGUUUCUGUUGCGUGAUUACAUCUCACCACCAUCAGAGCAGGGAAAUAGGCCACACUCAGAUGCUGAGAAUGCGAGCGACCACCUUAAGUCAGAUCGACAAGAAGACCGGACUGACGCGAUACGCUCUCUUAAAAUGGAAUCCACUCCUGUACACAUUGAUGAAGAUGAGGACGAGGACGAGGAUGAAGGCGACCAGGGCUAUGAUAACGAUUACGAGAAUUUCAGCAACAGCGCAUCUGCCUCGUCUCUGCCCCAAGAAAGACAAGCAUUUCUUUCCUCUAAUCCCCAGCAAUAUACAAUGCCCUCUACUCAUGACUUGAAAGAAGUUGAUAUAACCUCUGCCGUAUCCCCGGCACGUGAUUCAAAAGACUAG